This is a messenger RNA of Xenia sp. Carnegie-2017, 3156 nucleotides long. RefSeq lists its product as uncharacterized. Gene Ontology annotation, cellular component: mitotic spindle; cytosol; centrosome. The transcript is spliced from 9 exons. The record is from RefSeq and is a predicted model, not a curated record. Lineage: Eukaryota; Metazoa; Cnidaria; Anthozoa; Malacalcyonacea; Xeniidae. The coding region runs from base 1838 to 3076 and encodes 412 amino acids.
GAUCGCCAUGCAACGAAUUAUUAACAAAGAAAUAUGCUUCAUGACUGGAACAGGAAAUAACUUCCGCUUGAUUUCUAUACAAACUAUUGUAGAAGAAAGUGAUGAAAAUCUUAGUCAAAGCUUGCUAGGUUUCCAUGCCUUUACUGGUAAUUCUAUAACACCAAUGUUGCCAUUAGUUUUCUUUUUGUUACGAUGAUAAUAAGUGAAAGAAUAGUAUACUGUAAUCAAUAUUUUCAAAAUUUUCUUUUAAGGAUGUGACACAACCAGUUCCUUUUAUGGAAAGGGCAAAAAGACAGCGUGGAACAUUCUUCUACGUAACCACAAAUAUUUGAACUCAUUUAGUUCCUUAGGAAGUGCAUUUCCCCCGUCAGAAGAACUUGUGUUUCAACUAAAUAGAUUUGUUUGUUUAUUGUACGGUGACAAGGAUUCUGAGGACGUCAACAAAUGUCGGCUCUCAUUGUUCAAGGCAGGAAAAUGUUCAGAUGAGCAACUACCACCAACUUGUGACAGUUUGCUGCAACAUAUUCGUCGGUCAAACUACCAAGCGGCGAUUUGGCGUUCCUGUCUACAACCUCAAAUGGAUAUUCCUCCUCCGGAUGAAAAUGGGUGGAAAACAAUUGACGGGAAACUGCAAAUCGUAUGGAUGACCAUUCCCCCAGCGCCGGAUUCCCUACUUGAUAAUGUUAAUUGUGGAUGUAAGACUGGCUGCAAUUCACAACGUUGUUCAUGUAAUAAAGCAGGAGUGAAGUGCACAGAUGUAUGCUCUUGUACUGCAUGCACGAAUGUCGAUAUUGAUGACAACGAUGUUGAGGAAGAGGAGUUUUUAGACGAUGACAUGGACGACGAAUUCGAGGCAGACCUUUAGAAAAAGCGCGCGCUUGUCACCGCCCUUGAAUGACGACUAGCGUUGCCUUGUGCUGUUAUGGUGGCGUAAUGCGUUUAAUCUGUGCGCAGCUUCAGACUACUCUGUCGACUGUAUCGAGGGUAGCAUAUGAAAUAAUACCAGAAGCUCACCAACUGAAGAAUGAAUUUCUUUUUUUUCUGUUUUUUUUAACAAUGCAAUAAAAUUUUCCAGUAAUGAAAAGCAUAUGAAAUAGCUAAAAUGUCUACAAGUCUAAAAAUUGGAAGAAAAUCGUCCCUAUCCUUACUCGCUAGCAGUCGCAACUGCGUGACAAUGCACCUUUAGAAAAAGGGCGCCUUGUCUUGCACAAUACUCUUACAACUUUCAAAAUAUCAUCUUCACGAAAAUUUGUUAAAUCUAACCUAAUGCACGUGUCAAAUCGUUAUUUUUUUUAAGAAUCUUACUCAGGUUGUCAAUUUAACCGAGUGGAAUAGCUCUGUUAUAGGUCUGGCACGAGCACACAAAAUAUAAAUUACAUGAAGUUUCCUAGGAAUAAUGGCGGAUUCCGGAAUUGUAAUGAGCUACAAAUUUUAAAAUUUCAAUGUGAUGUAGCAAUAAAACUGCAGCUUUUUGGAGAUGACAAUAAGUAAAAUUGUAUUAAACAUGUAAAAGUCGUUCUGUCUUGAAUUUUUCACGACCUUCCUUGAGGUGUCCAACGGGAAUGAAAGAAAAUCGGUCACAGAUCACGGCCUAUGACUAAAUUGUUACAAAAGAACGUUAAAUAGGGCACGUGAUGUGACUAUCGACCAAUCAACGUUCCGAAUUUUUGUUUAUAGCGUGUAAAUAAAAUUCAAAUUAUAAGUUGUUUUACAAAGAAACGAAAUUACGAAUGGUGACGGAACGAAGUCGUCUUAUAAUUUACUGAUAACACUUUACUGUUCUAUGAUAAAAUAGUGUAGAGACUAUUGAGUAUUACGCGGUUAAAGUCAGUUUGCGAUGAAAAAGAGAGAUAUGGAGAUGCGACCUGACGAAGCAGACAAAUCAUUGCAGUUAAGACAAAAACUUCAACUAUGGAGAUUGGACAAGAGAAAGCAACAAAAAUGUGAUGAUAGAUCAAAGCAGAGUAUCAAGAAUAAUCCAUAUGUCGGUGGUAAAAACAAUAUUCCUCUAACAAGAACCAUGAAGCUACUAAACAGAAAGUUCAAAACUCCAGUAAAGAAAUAUCAAUCACCCUCUCUAAAGAAUACAUACAAAGAUACUGAACUAGACAUGAGGACUCGUCUUGAUUUGUGGUUAAAAGAAAAAGGAAAAAAUCCUUCUGCUGACUCUUCAUCUAUGAGAAUUUCCUCCAACAGAACUGAAGCUGUAAACAAACCUCACCAGAGAAGAAAAACAUGGAAUCACUCUGAAUCAACUCAAAACAUGAAAACGUCUUCUUGUGGUACAGCAAUUUCUGUAAAUGAAAAUGUAUGCAAGAUAUCAAGAAGAAAAACCACUGCUUCCAUUUUUCAUGAUGAUAAAGAAAAUGCUUCAACUACAACAUUUUGUACUUCAGAAGAAGCAUUUACUAAGAAUUCAACUGCGACACCACACAACGUUUUGCAUCAAUGUGUUAAGAUUCUUGAUGAAAAAAAUUUUCAGUCUUCACAAGAAGUGGUUUUUAUGCUUGAUUCAAUACAAAAUAGUCAUCCAGACGUAGUGCUUUUUCCACUUUACUGGAUCUGCAAAGCCAAAAUAUCGGAAAUGGCUGGAGAUCAUGCUACUGUCACUUGUUUCAUUCGCAAAGCAGAGGAUUGUUCUACUCAGCCACAAGAUUUAGUGAAGAAGUAUUUGGAUGAAUACAGGUCAAGGCAGUCGAGAAAUGAGGAUAUCGAUCAAACAACGACAUCGUUGAGCACCUCAUUCAAGACUCCAUCAAGAGAACUUUCAAAGCUUCAUGACGUUGUUUUUAAUUCUUCUGUAGUGAGAUUUUGCUUAAUAGAUUCAACACCCAGCAAGAAAAGGACCAGAACGAUCUCCGAAAAGAAUGUUUUGACUCCAGUUCGGAGAACCACACGUUGGGAACGCAGUGGAAUUAAACGACCAAAGACGAUUGAUGAGAAUAGGAUAACUUUUUCCUCGUUUGAUGAGUUAUCAAGCCCGAUAAAGUCUUCAUUUGUUUUUAAACCGAAUUUGCUUCUUCCGUGCUCAAUUGAUAACUUUAUGAACUUUGAAAAAUUCAAUGAAUAUACUUAGCUAAAAUGUAUUUAGAAGUUCCAGUUCACUACCAAUAACUGAAAUAUUUGAAUCUUGUCAUAAUAUUUGACAUUUCAUAA